AGGAGGAGCUCUGGCUUAUAUGAGGGGAGGUGUCUGAGGGUUCAGGAAAAGGGUCUCUGCUUCUUCAAAGACAGGGAGGUUUGAAUUAUCACGAACCCCCAAGGUACCCUUCUGAUGUUCACUCCAGGACUUCUAAGGAAAGUGCCCAGCCACACAAACUGAAAGUCUGGGGCAACCCGUCAGUGAGCCUCAGAGUUAAGUGCUGGUCUCAGUCCAGCAGCUGGGGAGAGGAGCAGCUAGGACUGGCCACUGUGCACCCCACCUCCACAGAACCCUGUGUGGGCUGACCUUCAGGGGCCCAGAAUUCGAGCCAAGGCAAAUCAUUGCCAUUGGCUCCGAUGAUUGCAUUUCUAGGACUUACCUUGUGAAAUGCCUACUGACUUAUCUAUUCAUGCUCUUCUCCACCCUCCCCAUAGAAAAGAGAAAAUCAGCAGGACUCAUUCAAAGACGAAGUGCAGGGAUUAACUGUCCUUCUAGGGCUCCCUCCUUGUCUGUUUUUCCUUCUGCUCCAGUGAGGUCAGCCAUUGUAAGAAAAGCAGGCGCUGACUCUAGGGAUCCUGGUCUUAAGGAUAUCAGAUCCGACGAGAGAUCCCAUUGGCCUGGCCCUCCCGUGCAGCUCCCAGGUGAAGGAGUAACCAAGGGUUUGUUCUUGACGGCUGCCCAGGCUGUCUCAGUGUCAUGAGGAACAAGAAAAAUGGCAACCCUAGUGGCCGGGACCGUGACUGAGCAAGAGGCCCUGGAGACCUCUGGUUACGAUUAUGUGUUUUCAAUGCCAUGUGAAAAAUACAAUGUCCAGCAGCUGAUGGCCCAGCUGCUGCCCCCACUGUAUGCCCUGGUGUUCGGGGUCGGGCUGCUGGGCAACGUGAUGGUGGUGGUGAUCCUCAUAAAAUACCGGCGCCUCUCCAUUCUGACCAACAUCUACCUGCUGAAUUUGGCAAUUUCUGACUUGCUCUUUCUAGUCACUUUGCCAUUCUGGAUCCACUAUGCACAGCAGGGUCAGUGGGUUUUUGGCUAUGACAUGUGCAAGCUGCUCUCAGGGUUUUACAGCAUGGGCUUUUACGGGGAGACCUUUUUCAUCAUUCUGCUGACCAUAGACCGGUACCUGGCCAUUGUCCACGCCAUGUUUGCUCUCCGAGCCCGGACCGUGUCUUUUGGUAUCAUGAGCAGUUUUGUCACGUGGGUCCUGAUAGUGCUGAUAGCCCUCCCUGAAAUUAUCUUCACUAGGGCCCAAGAUGAGCAGGGAUAUUUCUCCUGUGUUUCCCUUUUCCCGGAGGGAGACAUUGACACCUGGAAGCGCCUUUACAUUGCAAAAAUUAACACCCUGAGUCUGGUUCUGCCUCUUCUCGUUAUGGUUGUCUGCUACUCAGGCAUCAUUAAAACACUGGUGAGAUGCCCCAACAGAAUGAAGUACAAGGCCAUGCGGCUCAUUGUCGUCAUCAUGGUGGUCUUUUUCAUUUUCUGGGCACCCUACAACCUGGCUCUCUUCCUCCAUACUUUUCAAACGACUUUCUUUGAGACCAGCUGUGAGCAGAGCAAUCAGCUGGACGUGGCCAUUAUGGUAACAGAGGUGAUCGCCUACACGCACAGCUGCAUCAACCCCGUGAUCUACGCCUUCGUCGGCGAGAGGUUCCGGGAGCACCUCCGCCACUUCUUCCGCCGGCACGUGGCUGUGUACCUGGGCAAGUGCAUCCGACUGCGUGCUAGUGAGGCACCAGACAGAGCCAGCUCUGCGUCUCCAUCAACCAUGGAGCAGGAGCUCAUUGGUAUAUUUUAGGUCAGAUGCUACAAGUCGCCUUAAGAAAAUGCUCUUGGCACAUGAAGUAAAUACACAGAUCCAACGACAUUGACCCCUAUACCAGACCUUUGAACUUCCAGUGCUCUUGCAGACAUUAAAAUAUAUCCUCAGUGGUUGUGGUGUAUCUCUGUGCCCAAAAGUCUUCACCACAGGUCAAUGGCUGGGCAGUGUACUUACUGCCAACCCCAAAAAGCAGAGCUUUGCUUAUGUCUCUGAAAAGUUCAAUGCAUUUCAAUGCAGCUGAAUAUUCAAUAGUUAGUAUAUGCAGCUACAGACAGGUAAAACUUUGUAUACUUGAAAUCUUAACUUCGGCCAGCUGUUGACCAAAUGGAACAUAUUUCACAAAAUACAAUAAAUCA
Messenger RNA from Artibeus jamaicensis (Jamaican fruit-eating bat), 2154 nucleotides. RefSeq names its product C-C motif chemokine receptor 3 (gene CCR3). Gene Ontology annotation, cellular component: cytoplasm; membrane. Gene Ontology annotation, molecular function: C-C chemokine receptor activity. The record is from RefSeq and is a predicted model, not a curated record. Gene Ontology annotation, biological process: positive regulation of monocyte chemotaxis; inflammatory response; G protein-coupled receptor signaling pathway. The transcript is spliced from 2 exons. Lineage: Eukaryota; Metazoa; Chordata; Mammalia; Chiroptera; Phyllostomidae. Bases 695 to 1774 code for a protein of 359 amino acids.